Messenger RNA from Durio zibethinus, 3122 nucleotides. Its product is annotated as protein NRT1/ PTR FAMILY 7.2-like. NCBI's taxonomy places the organism in Eukaryota, Viridiplantae, Streptophyta, Magnoliopsida, Malvales, Malvaceae. Gene Ontology annotation, cellular component: membrane. The record is from RefSeq and is a predicted model, not a curated record. Gene Ontology annotation, biological process: transmembrane transport. Gene Ontology annotation, molecular function: transmembrane transporter activity.
ACAUUUCUCCUCCUACAUGCACUUUCUUGUCUGGUCUUCUAAACUCUUCUCCCAACCUUUUGUUCUUCAACUAUUUUGAGAUAGUUAAUACUAGUUUUUGGGAGAUUGCAUUGCACCCAUAUGGCAUGUCUAAAUAACAUAUGCAAAGAGGUGAGUACUGAAAAGAAGAUUGCAAUGGAGGAAGAGGUAUACACUUUAGAUGGAGCUGUGGAUCGACAUGGUCAUCCCGCAAUUCGAGGCAGAACUGGAACUUGGGUAUCUGGAAUUCUACUGCUAGUUAAUCAAGGGCUGGCAACAUUGGCAUUCUUCGGAGUUGGGGUCAACCUGGUGCUAUUCUUAACGAGGGUGCUAGGCCAGGACAUCGCUGAUGCUGCAAACAACGUCAGCAAAUGGACCGGGACGGUCUACAUUUUCUCUCUGCUUGGUGCCUUUCUUAGUGACUCUUACUGGGGAAGGUACAAGACUUGUGCCAUAUUCCAGGCUGUCUUUGUUGUUGGUUUGGUGUUGUUAUCAAUUUCUUCCUCUGUCUUAAUCAAGCCUAGCGGCUGCGGUGAUGAAGAAACUCCAUGUGGAUCUCACUCUGCUUUCCACAUCUUGUUCUUCUACUUUGCAAUAUACCUCGUAGCCCUGGGAAACGGAGGUUACCAGCCUAACAUUGCCACAUUUGGCGCUGAUCAGUUUGACGAGGAAGACCCUAAAGAAGGGCACUCAAAAAUAGCCUUCUUUAGCUACUUCUAUUUGGCUUUGAACCUUGGAUCACUCUUUUCAAACACCAUAUUGGGCUAUUUUGAGGACCAGGGCAUGUGGACGCUCGGAUUUUGGGCAUCCGCUGGCUCUGCCUUUGUGGCAUUAGUCCUGUUUCUGAUUGGGACACCGAGGUAUAGGCACUUCGAACCCAAGGGCAACCCUCUCUCAAGGUUUUGCCAAGUAUUUGUUGCUGCAACGAGAAAAUGGAAGGCUGACAUGACGCCAGGAGGAGAGAAUUUGUUUGAACUGGAUAGAAAGGAAUCUGCCAUGAAUGGGGCUAGAAAGAUAAUCCACACAGAAGGUUUCAGGUUUUUGGAUAGAGCGGCAAUUAUGACACCGAAGGAUUAUGCUAGGCAAUUGAGAACUUUGGAUGGCCGCAAUCCAUGGCAUCUCUGCACAGUAACACAAGUUGAAGAAGUCAAAUGCAUACUGAGACUCCUCCCAAUUUGGCUAUGCACCAUUCUAUACUCUGUGGUUUUUACUCAAAUGGCAUCACUCUUUGUAGAACAAGGGGAUGCAAUGAAAACAACCAUUUCAAAUUUCCACAUACCAGCGGCGGGCAUGUCUAGUUUUGACAUACUCAGCGUGGCAACAUUCAUUUUCAUUUACAGGCGAGUUCUUGACCCUAUUGUUGCAAGAAUAAAGACAAAACCAAAGGGCCUCACUGAGCUCCAGAGAAUGGGGAUUGGGCUUGUUAUAGCUAUACUGGCAAUGGUCGCAGCCGGAGUUGUAGAGCUUUUCAGGUUAAAGUACGCAAACAAAGAUUGCCCGAGCUGUGAAAAUGCAAGCUCUUUGAGCAUAUUUUGGCAAAUUCCUCAGUAUAUGCUUAUAGGAGCGUCUGAGGUAUUCAUGUAUGUUGGUCAAUUAGAAUUUUUUAACGGGCAAGCACCGGAUGGGUUAAAGAGCUUUGGAAGUGCACUUUGCAUGACAUCUAUAUCAUUGGGAAAUUACGUGAGCAGCUUGCUCGUGACAAUUGUCAUGAAAAUAUCUACAAGAGAUGAUAUGCCAGGAUGGAUCCCAGGAAACAUCAACAGAGGUCAUCUGGACAGAUUCUAUUUCCUGUUGGCAGCUUUGACAACAGCUGAUCUAGUGGUCUACUUAAUAUGCGCUAAGUGGUAUAAAUAUAUUAAGUUUGAAGGAAGGAGCGGAGAGGAUCAUAAUAGCAAUGAUGGGCAGGCAGCAGCAGAGCUAAGUGUUUAAGGUGUAUCAGCCUUAGGGUCAAGUUAUGUCAAUGGGUGUUUGACUCUAAGCGGGCAUAGUGGCGUGACAUGUUUUGGAGAUCAAUGCCUUGGGAUUCACUUGUGAUGUGAUCUAAAUAAAGCACAAAAAAGGGAACUCUACUAUGGAUUACUGGAGUGUGAAGAAAUUUAAGAAAGAAUUAGUCGUUCUGCGCUGAAACUGGGAGAAAUUAAGGCCAAGGGAUCGGGAUGGCAUUUUCAUUUCUUUAUAUCGAGCUAGCAUUGAGAUUUAUUAUAAAUUAUUCUAAAUUAAAGACUAGUUAUUGGAUCUGAUCGAGUUGCAACAUCCAUCAGUUACUAUUUCGGUAACAACACCACGAACGUAUGUUCACAUCAUCACCGGCCAUCAAUAAUAUUCACAUUAUUCAUACAGCAUAACGUAUGGGUGUUUCCUAGUUGGGUAGGACAGUAUAUCGUUUGAUUCGUUUCUCUUUCUUAAAUAUCUUGAUUGAUCAAGAUUUCAAUAUUUGGGGGGAAAAGAAAAUGAUUAAUAGAAUUUCGAAUAUUCAUGAACCUAAAGAAACAAAGUAGAUUAUGGUGUCGAAGGUGGAAGACGGGUUAAUGUCAUGCAACUAAAUAAUAUUAACUAAUUGAAAUCAUGUAACGUAGUGAUUCUGUACUUGCUACUUAUGUGGCAAAAUUUUGGAAACAGAUGAGAAUAACACUCAUCUAGUCCAAUGUCUGCUUCUAUUCUCAUGCUUGAUCCCUUACUCUUUUCUCGUUCAUCCUUUUUAAGCUGUGAGGUAAUACGGAACUCGAAAUCAACGUACAAAUAUUAUCUUGUUGGUCAUGAAUUUGAUAGGUGAUGUGAAAGGAAAGGUAGCAGUUAUGGUGGAUGAAAUGAUUGACCCUGCUGCAUGUGUUCCUUCUGAGUUCCUUCACGAGCAUUUAUCACAAUGAAAAUAGGCAGUUGGAGAUAGCAGGUACCCUUGCUUCCCAAAUUUAGAAACAUAUGAUGUAUGAUGAAAUGGUCAUUAAAAAGGCCCUAUAGAAGGUUAUAUUGAUUGCUUUUUUGCAAUCAUUGCAAAAUCUGUGUUUGAAAUCGUAAGUUUUUUGUUUUACUGAGUUCUCUUGUUUGUAUGUUCUUCGGUAAAAAUAAGUAUAUCCAAUGGUAUUUGUAGAAGGAGAAAAAUUUUA